Messenger RNA from Humulus lupulus (European hop), 750 nucleotides. RefSeq lists its product as uncharacterized. The record is from RefSeq and is a predicted model, not a curated record. Lineage: Eukaryota; Viridiplantae; Streptophyta; Magnoliopsida; Rosales; Cannabaceae. The transcript is spliced from 2 exons. Bases 1 to 750 code for a protein of 249 amino acids.
AUGGCUGCAAAUGAUCCCAAUAUUCCUAAGGAGGAAAUUCUAGAUGAAGAUGAGUACCCCCAACGCUCUGGAAAGCAGCCUAUGGCCCCGCCUCCGCAAGAUGCCCAGGCUCCACCUCCACAGGAUGUUCAUGUCCCACCUCGUAGGACUCGGGGGCAACCGCGUAAAAACACGGCCACCAGGAGAGCGAAGCAACCUCCGCCACCAACAGAGCAGCCUGUCCCAUCGAGACCCCAGAGAGGUAACCGGGCUGAAGGUGCUGCCAACCCAACUGCAGAGGCACCAGUAGGAAUAGGGAAUAACCGAACCCCCUCAAAGGCUCAGACCCGAAAUCCUGGUGCCACGCAGAAUGUGCAAGAGGAUGAUCGAAUGAAUUCAGGUCCUUCUAGGCCCCAUAAUGGACGACAGCCACCUUCUCCAAUAAGGCACCCACCAUCGCCAAUAAGGCACCCCUCGCCAAUUCGGAGGGAUGCGCAACCGGCCCAUCGUGAUAGGGAAAGGCGAGUUGAGCAAAGACAUGGGAAUGAAGAUACUGUUAGGGAGCGUAGGGGUCCCCAUCCCACGAGGAACCAAGUGUCUCGAUCUCAAACUAUUGAGAUAAGGAGACCAGCAGGAAACCCAUCUCGUAAUAAUCAUGCAACGAGCCAUGUCAGCGAAAUCUCGGGUGACGCUAGAUUCGUGAGUAUAUAUAACUCGGAGCCAGGAAUGCCAAAAAUUGAGGAGAUCACCCAGAUUUAUGGGAGUAUUUAA